Guillardia theta CCMP2712 is the source of this 1005-nucleotide messenger RNA. RefSeq lists its product as hypothetical. Gene Ontology annotation, cellular component: cytoplasm; nucleus. Bases 1 to 1005 code for a protein of 334 amino acids. The transcript is spliced from 2 exons. Gene Ontology annotation, biological process: protein phosphorylation; mitotic DNA damage checkpoint signaling. Gene Ontology annotation, molecular function: ATP binding; protein serine/threonine kinase activity. The record is from RefSeq and is a predicted model, not a curated record. Lineage: Eukaryota; Cryptophyceae; Pyrenomonadales; Geminigeraceae.
AUGAGCACGCAGUCAACCAACAACUUAUGGCUUGUCUUCUACCACGAGGGGUUUUCUCUUCGCUCUUUUCUCUAUGAGGUUCUAUCAAAGUGCGAUUCCAUCCGCUACACGGUGUCACGGAUGUAUGAGGAGAGCGAGAGAAGUGCAAGUCUCACAGGAGGGCGUAGGUGGAAGGACCUGCGAACGUCAAGGAGAGGAGAGGAGACUCUGCGGGAGUUGAUGCGGCAGCUGCUCGAGGGCAUCGCCGACUGUCAUCGUCGGAAUGUGACGCAUCGCGAUCUCAAGCCGGAGAAUCUCAUCCUUCACACGCUGAGCCAGGGCGAGCAGGCGGACUCCUCCUCUCCUCUCCUCAAACUCGCUGACUUUGGCAGCGCCAUUGACACCUACGCGCUGAGACAUCUAUACGGGAAGGAGGGUCCCUCAAUCCUGGACGAGACGCUGGACUACGCGCCUCCGGAGGUCCUCUUCGGUGAUGGCGUCCCCAUGUCGCUCAUGCGCCCCGCGAGCUACGACAUGUGGUCGGUCGGCGUCAUCUUCCUCGAGAUCGUCCUCGGCUCCUCCAAGGUCUUCCAAGUCGACGCCAGGACUCGCGCAAUAAUCGAUCAGAAGCUGAGGACCUCAAGCGCGGCGGUCAGGCAGCAAGCCUAUCUCUUCCGCGCCAUGAUCGUCUACUGCAUCUACCCACCAAUGCCUAGCGCCAAGAGCCACUCCCAGCAGAGCAGGAGUGCGCUUGUGCCGUCAAAGUGCUCAGAUGAGCACAUGCACGAGCUGCUUCGGAGCAGAGACCCUCUCCUGCUGGGCCUCCCCAACAUCUGGGCAGUGAAGCUCGUCCGCCGACUCCUCGCAUGGAACGCAGAGUCUCGCAUCACCGCAGAGCGCGCGUUGCAGCAUGCGUACUUCACCACAGAUGGGACAGGCUUUACAUGCGCGUCCGUUGGGCGAGGAAAGGACACCUCGAGCGCGUGGGAGUUUGAGGACGAAGCGUUUGAAAAUUGUUAUGGAUGA